Messenger RNA from Pantherophis guttatus, 783 nucleotides. It is a transcript of the gene C4H14orf119, whose product is annotated as chromosome 4 C14orf119 homolog. The record is from RefSeq and is a predicted model, not a curated record. Lineage: Eukaryota; Metazoa; Chordata; Lepidosauria; Squamata; Colubridae.
AGAAGGACUCGGGAACUUCCGGAGGUCUUCGACAUCGGAAGGUGCUGGGGGGGGCGGUCACGGAAAACUUUCGGCAACUUCCGCCCAGCGCCAAAGUAGAAAGCGUCUUCGUUCGGAAAAAAAAAAGCCUGGCGGCCCGAGUUCGCCUUCGGGUAUUUCCGGAUGAGUUCGGCGACUUCCGGAUGAGUUCGGCUCCGCCUGCCGAAGGCGGAGCGGAACGAAAACGCUAAGAGUUUCCUUCGCAGCAAUGGAACAAACCCUGAUCUGAGCCAAAGCAGGAUGUCGGAGCCGCUACCCUUGUCCUACGUGACGGCCCAAGAGAUGCGCUGCCUCCUACACUGGCUGUCCGGCUGGACUCUGGCCCAACGGGAACGCUUCCUCCGAGACCUGGUGGACAAGGCCGUCCCUUGGAAGCUAUGUCCCCUGCUGGAGAGCCUGUCCGCGCUCCGGGUAGACUCUGGGAAGCCCCCGUCCAUCUACGAGUGCCAGAUGCGCCUCUGGGACCAGUGGUUCCGCAGCUGGUCGGAAGCCGAGCGUAACGAGUUUGUCCGGCAAAUGGAAGAGGAGAUGCCGGAUUUGGCCGGACGGUUUUACCGAGAAGUGGCUGCCACUGCUGGACAAGCCUGAGGCGGCCCAUGGCUCUCUCCGUUCCGUCUCAUUUUUAUUUUUUAUUUUGUACCGAUUUCUCUGGACGUCUUCAGACGGCUGCUGUGAAAACUUGGCCAAAGGGCUUUCCCGUGUUCUACCCUGCAUAAUAUGAAAAUAAAAUAUUGUUGUUUCUUC